This is a messenger RNA of Procambarus clarkii (red swamp crayfish), 1668 nucleotides long. Lineage: Eukaryota; Metazoa; Arthropoda; Malacostraca; Decapoda; Cambaridae. The record is from RefSeq and is a predicted model, not a curated record.
AUGGUGAAACUACUUAAUAACCCAACCCAACGGUCCUGUCUUCGGAGCAAUGCCCUCACCUUUUUUGACAGUGCCAGCUUCCUCAACUUUGCGUCGCGGCGCCAGGGGCCUCUCCGUCUCGGCGCCAGGGGCCUCUCCGUCUCGGCGCCAGGGGCCUCUCCGUCGCGGCGCCAGGGGCCUCUCCGUCUCGGUGCCAGGGGCCUCUCCGUCUCGGCGCCAGGGGCCUCUCUGUCGCGGCGCCAGGGGCCUCUCCGUCUCGGUGCCAGGGGCCUCUCCGUCUUUGCGCCAGGGGCCUCUCCGUCUUUGCGGCAGGGGCCUCUCCGUCGCGGCGCCAGGGGCCUCUCCGUCGCGGCGCCAGGGGCCUCUCCGUCGCGGCGCCAGGGGCCUCUCCGUCGCGGCGCCAGGGGCCUCUCCGUCGCGGCGCCAGGGGCCUCUCCGUCGCGGCGCCAGGGGCCUCUCCGUCGCGGCGCCAGGGGCCUCUCCGUCGCGGCGCCAGGGGCCUCUCCGUCGCGGCGCCAGGGGCCUCUCCGUCGCGGCGCCAGGGGCCUCUCCGUCGCGGCGCCAGGGGCCUCUCCGUCGCGGCGCCAGGGGCCUCUCCGUCGCGGCGCCAGGGGCCUCUCCGUCGCGGCGCCAGGGGCCUCUCCGUCGCGGCGCCAGGGGCCUCUCCGUCGCGGCGCCAGGGGCCUCUCCGUCUCGGUGCCAGGGGCCUCUCCGUCUCGGUGCCAGGGGCCUCUCCGUCUCGGUGCCAGGGGCCUCUCCGUCUCGGUGCCAGGGGCCUCCCCGUCUCGACGCCAGUGGCCUCCCCGUCGCGGCGCCAGGGGCCUCCCCGUCGCGGCGCCAGUGGCCUCCCCGUCGCGGCGCCAGGGGCCUCCCCGUCGCGGCGCCAAUGGCCUCUCCGUCGCGGCGCCAGUGGCCUCCCCGUCGCGGCGCCAGUGGCCUCCCCGACGCGGCGCCAGUGGCCUCCCCGUCGCGGCGCCAGUGGCCUCCCCGUCUCGGCGCCAGGGGGCUCUCCGUCUCGGCGCCAGUGGCCUCCCCGUCUCGGCGCCAGUGGCCUCCCCGUCUCGACGCCAGUGGCCUCCCCGUCUCGACGCCAGUGGCCUCCCCGUCUCGACGCCAAUGGCCUCUCCGUCGCGGCGCCAGGGGCCUCCCCGUCGCGGCGCCAGUGGCCUCUCCGUCGCGGCGCCAGUAGCCUCCCGUCGCGGCGCCAGUAGCCUCCCCGUCGCGGCGCCAGUGGCCUCCCCGUCUCGGCGCCAGUGGCCUCCCCGUCUCGGCGCCAGUGGCCUCCCCGUCUCGGCGCCAGUGGCUUCCCCGUCGCGGCGCCAGUGGCCUCUCCGUCGCGGCGCCAGUAGCCUCCCCGUCGCGGCGCCAGUGGCCUCCCCGUCGCGGCGCCAGUGGCCUCCCCGUCUCGACGCCAGUGGCCUCCCCGUCUCGGCGCCAGGGGGCUCUCCGUCGCGGCGCCAGUGGCCUCCCCGUCUCGGCGCCAAGGGCUUCUCCGUCGCGGCGCCAGGGGGCUAUCCGUCGCGGCGCCAGGGGCCUCCCCGUCGCGGCGCCAGGGGCCUCCCCGUUUCGGCGCCAGGGGCUUCUCCGUCGCGGCGCCAGGGGCCUCUCCGUCUCGGCGCCAGGGGCCUCUCCGUCUCGGCGCCAGGGGCCUCUCCGUCGCGGCGCUAG